AUGAUUUCAACGACUUCUCUACUUCUUGUGGUGCUUUUCUGCGCUAUUUUGGCUAUUGUUGAUGCCCAGUGGGGAUAUGGCGGCCCAUAUGGAGGAUACGGAGGCGGACCAUACGGAGGAUAUGGUGGCGGACCAUGGGGAGGAUACGGUGGUGGAUGGAGAAGAAGACACUGGGGAGGACCAUGGGGAGGCGGUUACGGAGGAGGACCAUACGGUGGAUGGUACGGAAAGUAA
Messenger RNA from Caenorhabditis remanei, 234 nucleotides. RefSeq lists its product as uncharacterized. Bases 1 to 234 code for a protein of 77 amino acids. The transcript has 2 exons. Lineage: Eukaryota; Metazoa; Nematoda; Chromadorea; Rhabditida; Rhabditidae. The record is from RefSeq and is a predicted model, not a curated record.